UGUCCACGGGUCUUGCUGGAAUCCCCUCGCUGGCUGUUGGCCACCAAUCAGAUCGCUGAGGCGAAGAGGGUGCUGACACUCAUCCUGGAGAAGAACGGACAGACCCUGGACCGAGAACCCUUGGAAUUGGAGGAAACCUUCUCCGACUUGGACCUGGACUACCCUCCGAACCAAGCCCCCUCCCAGCAGUCCGUCUGCCAAGUGUGGAAGAGCCGGAAUAUUUGGAAGAACACCGUCAUCCUGGGAUUCACCACGUUUAUCGGACACGGCAUAAACCAAUGCUACAGAACCUUCCGGUACAACGUCCGGGGCACCCAGUCGGGCUUGUACCUGAUGUACCUGCUGUCGGCGGGCAGCGGAGGUUUGGCAUGCCUGGCACUUGGCGUGACGGUCGAUCGCUUCGGACGCAGAGGCAUCCUUCUCCUCGUCAUGACCCUCACCGGUCUCACCUCCCUCAUCCUCUUGGGACUCACCAAGUAUCUGAACGAUGCCGCUAUUAUGACGUUCUCUAUGCUGGGCCUGUUCUCCUCUUGCGCCGUCUCCAUUUUAAGCAUCUUAUUCUCAGCAGAGGUGAUACCAACUGUCAUCAGGGGCGAGGGCCUGGGGCUGAUCCUGGCGUUGGGCUCGAUCGGGAAGCUGAGCUCCCCCAUCAUGGAACUGCACAACCAGCACGGCUACUUCCUCCACCAUGUGGUCUACGCCUCCUUCGCAAUCCUCUGCACCCUCUGCAUCAUGCUGCUGCCCGAGAGCAAGCGCAAGUUCCUGCCCGAGUCCCUCAGGGACGGUGAGCGCUACCGCCGGCCCUCACUGCUCCGCCGGCGCCGAGACCACGUCCCCCUGCUCACCGCCCCCAACCCCACCAUCUGACACCCGUUCUCCCACCCCUCCCCGUCCCUAACCGUGGCCCCAUCUCUCUCCCUGACCCCUCACCCCGCUCUCUGACCCCUCACCCCGCUCUCUGACCCUUCACCCCGCUCUCUGACCCUUCACCCACUCUCUGACCGUUCACCCGCUCUCUGACCCUUCACCCUGCUUCCUGCCCCUUCACCCUACUUCCUGACCCCUCACCCCGCUCUCUAACCCAUCACCCCGCUCUCUAACCCCUCACCCCACUCCCUGACCCUCACCCCGCCCUCUAACUCCUCACCCCUCUCUCUGACCCCUCACCCCAUUCUCUGACCCUUCAGCCGCUCUCUGACCCUUCACCCUGCUCCCUGCCCCUUCAUCCCGCUCCCUGCCCCUUCACCCCCCUUCCUGACCCCUCACCCCGCUCUCUGGCCCAUCACCCCACUCUCUAACCCCUCACCCCGCUCCCUGACCCUUCACCCGCUCUCUGACCCUUCACCCUGCUCCCUGACCACUCACCCCACACCCUGGCCCCUUACCCUGCCCUCUAACUCCUCACCCCACUCUCUAACCCCUCACCCCGCUCCCUGACCCCUCACCCUACUCUCUGACACUUCAGCCGCUCUCUGACCCUUCGCCCUGCUCCCUGCUCCUUCAUCCCGCUCCCUGCCCCUUCAUCCCGCUCCCUGCCCCUUCAUCCCGCUCCCUGCCCCUUCAUCCCGCUCCCUGCCC
This is a messenger RNA of Carcharodon carcharias (great white shark), 1578 nucleotides long. RefSeq names its product solute carrier family 22 member 17-like. The transcript is spliced from 5 exons. Gene Ontology annotation, cellular component: membrane. The annotation marks the transcript as partial. Gene Ontology annotation, biological process: transmembrane transport. NCBI's taxonomy places the organism in Eukaryota, Metazoa, Chordata, Chondrichthyes, Lamniformes, Lamnidae. Gene Ontology annotation, molecular function: transmembrane transporter activity. The record is from RefSeq and is a predicted model, not a curated record.